AUGAAAGUCAGCCAGCGUACUCAACAGCUUUACAUUUAUCCCAUCAAGUCCCUGCGAGCAACACCAGUGACAGAGGGAACACUAUCCCACCUCGGCCUAAAGUAUGACCGACGCUUCAUGCUACUCAAAGUCGAGCCAAAAGAAGAUGGCUCAGGAACAACAUUAAAAAACAUGCACGUCCCACUCUUCCCAGAGAUGGCCCUCUUCGAAACAGCCCUCGAACUACCACAAAACGAGCACGAAACCAACGGGAAAAUCAAAGUCACAUACAACCCACCCACCUCACUCGAGAAAAAAGAUCCCAGACCGCGCGAAAGCAGGCAGUUGGAGAUCCCGCUCGAACCGAACGUCGACUCUCUUGCCCGGUUUCCGGUGACGAUGCACCAGAGUCCGACAAGCGGGUUUAAUAUGGGGAUUAAGUAUAAUGACUGGUUCAGUGAGUGUUUCGGGUACCCUGUUGUCCUGGCUUAUCUCGGUGUCAAUACGAGAGGGGUAUUGGGGACACUUGCGCCAGCGAAGCGAAAAGCGCAACUUGAAUCGAAGAAAGGAAGCGGUAAUUUGAUACAGCACUGGUUUUUAGAAAUAAUUGCACCCGGUCCGAAGAUUUCUAGCCCAGAUCGAUGGUUGAUACCGAUCUGUUUCCUCUCAUUCAUCAUCUCGAUAAUCUCCUACGCAGCCCGACAACUCGAGCAAGGCGCACACCCAGCCCUAGUCCUCGGAACAAGCGGCCUGAUACUAGCCGGCUCCGGUCUCGCCACACGCUACUACAUAUCCCGAAGAGAAGAUAGAAUUGGGUUCGCCGACUGUGCACCAUUCCUAAUUAUAUCCGAGAAGUCCGUGGACGAUGUCUCAGGACGACUAGCAUCGGGAAUAGAAAUGGACCGAACGAAGUUCCGACCGAACAUCGUUGUCUCUGGAGCUGAGAUGCCGUUUGAAGAGGACUUCUGGACAGAGGUUGUGAUUGGACCGGAGCGAGUCCGACUACUCUUGACGGGGAAUUGUGUGCGGUGUCAGAGUCUGAAUGUGGAUUACGAGACGGGAAAGAUGGGGACGGGCGAGGAAGGGACUGUGUUGAAGAAGUUGAUGAAGGAUCGACGGGUGGAUCGCGGUGCAAAGUUCAGUCCUGUUUUUGGCAGGUAUUCGUUUUUGGAGAGAGGGUUUGAGGGGCGGGAAAUUCGGGUUGGGGAUUCUGUGGAGGUUGUGGCGCGGGGACAGGAGAGGACUGUUACUGAUGGAGGCGGUGUCCGUGGCUACUCCAUGCUCAUUAUACUCCAGGAACUGAUGUACCGCACCUACGUCGAAUGCGAAGGCAAGCCGCCGCGCCGCGAUGAGAUCCCCAAACCCUGCGACCACUUCGACUUGAUUGCGGGUACUGGCACUGGCGGCUUGAUCGCCAUCAUGCUCGGCCGACUCCGUUUGGACCUCGAAACCUGCAAAGAAGUAUACGUCCGGAUGACCCGCAAAGUGUUCGAAACUGAUAAGACCAUCGCUGGGAUCCCGUACCGCUCGACAUUGUUUAAGGCGUCCAAGCUGGAAGAGGCGAUUCGAGAAUGCGUGCGGGAACAUACGGUGUGGGAAGCGGAGGGCAAUGACAUGCCGAAUAACUCGGGACCGCGAGCUUCGAUUUCUAGUCUGUCUUAUAGCCCUGGCUCAGUGCCACAGCGUUCGGUCAGCAGGGGUAGCUUCAGUACUUCGGGUCAGUCCUACUCGCAGCAGCAACAGUCGAAUCAAAGAGGAUCGACGUUCCUCAACGGGCUGCGCUGGGGGAAUCCGGAGGCUUUACUUUAUGAUAAUCGGGAGAACCGAACGAAGACUGCUGUUACCGCGCUCUACAAGGGCACUCCGCGCAAUUCGCCUGCAGUGCUUUUGCGUUCCUAUGAUUCUCGCCGCGAACCCCCUCCCGAGUUUGACUGUACGAUAUGGCAAGCCGGCCGUGCUACAUCCGCCACGGGGCUGGCAUUCAAGCCCAUCCGGAUCGGCCAGCACAACUUUAUCGACGAGGGCCCUGGAACUUACAACCCGGCGCCGCAGAUCCUCGAGGAAGCAGUCGUCAAUGAAUGGCCUGGUCGAGAGGUCGGUGUGUUUGUUAGUAUUGGUACUGGUAGACGGCCCUCGGGCACCAACAACCGACAACACGAGUGGUGGGAGGAUUUCUUCGGCGAUGCGCUUGGUACAUUCGCUGAGGCGCGGCGACGACUGAUUGCGAAGAUCGAGGGCUGUGAAGAUAUCCACCAGGAAAUGCUGCGGGACAUUCUUGCCAAGCAUAAUGUCAACAAGGACGUCUACUGCCGUCUCAACGUCGAAGUCGGAGUGGGCGAGUUUGGCAUGAAUGAGUGGAACCGCCUGGCCGACAUCAGCACCAACACCCGUCGCUAUCUCUCGCGUCCCGAGGUGAAGAAGAUGAUCCUGAAUUCGAGCGUUAGGUUUGCCAAGAUCCACCGCAUGAACAAACGCCUGGCUGCGCACGCGGCCACUGGUGGUGAUCGGGACGACAUGUCGUUUGACCUGGAGCGCGAGGAGAUCUCAGUCUCUACCCACACCCCCGCGUACACCGUUCCGCCGCCCUCGAAUCAGUUCGCCGUGGAACUGCCGGCCGAGCCUGUGGAGUACUUCUCGCAACCGCCUGCGCAGGGCUCGGCGCCUAUACCGGCCAGCGUGACGGUGACCGCACCGCCUGGUGACGAUUCACUCCCCGUCCACCCAACGCCUCAUGAUAACCUGCCUGUUUCUCCGACACGACACUCCAUCGGCGAGGUCGCCAGCUUCCGGCCAAGUCACGAGCACAUCCGGCCGUCAUCACAGCAACAGAACUCGCCUCAUCACAGCGCCGAGCAGUUCCCACCUUUCAACGGGAUGCCUCCACCCGUGCCACCGAAGACCCCCAUCCCAUACCCAGCGCAAGAUGGCAACGGGGGAGAUGUCUCGAUGCCGGCGCCGCUCUUCUCGCAACCCCCUCCCUCUGGCGGUAAGGUGCGCCCACCUUACCCGGUCGAUGGGGCGCCACCCGUGGUCAACCGGCAACGUAAGCCGAGCUACCACGUGCGGUGA
Penicillium argentinense is the source of this 3048-nucleotide messenger RNA. RefSeq lists its product as uncharacterized. NCBI's taxonomy places the organism in Eukaryota, Fungi, Ascomycota, Eurotiomycetes, Eurotiales, Aspergillaceae. Gene Ontology annotation, molecular function: pyridoxal phosphate binding; molybdenum ion binding. The coding region runs from base 1 to 3048 and encodes 1015 amino acids. The transcript is spliced from 4 exons. The record is from RefSeq and is a predicted model, not a curated record. Gene Ontology annotation, cellular component: membrane. Gene Ontology annotation, biological process: arachidonate metabolic process.